Molecule: messenger RNA, 2040 nt
Organism: Aphidius gifuensis
Lineage: Eukaryota; Metazoa; Arthropoda; Insecta; Hymenoptera; Braconidae
Product: 4-coumarate--CoA ligase 1-like
Exons: 7
Coding region: 109-1725 (538 amino acids)
Biological process (GO): fatty-acyl-CoA biosynthetic process; long-chain fatty acid metabolic process
Molecular function (GO): long-chain fatty acid-CoA ligase activity
Source: RefSeq, a predicted model, not a curated record
UGAACGUUGGGUAUAAGUACUCUAACAUUUGUUAAUAAAGUAUUAUUCAUUCGAAUCUUUUAGCAAGUACACCUGUAUUUCUAAUAAUAUUGUUUAAUUGAUAAGAAAAUGGAAAACAUUAUUACACCAGACAAAAAUUUACGUCCUUGCAACGAUGAACAACGGAAUUCACUACCAAAAGAUUAUUUUAGAUGGAGCGAAAAAAUACUUCCGAAUCUAAAAAACUCACCAGACUUUGUUGGACAAAUUGAUGCAGUAACAGGCACAAAAGAAACAUUUGGGUCAAUGGCCGAUAAAAGUAUAAGGUGUGCAAUUUGGUUGAAAAAACAAGGCGUCAAUCAAGGUGAUAUUGUUGGAUAUUGUUCAGAUAAUAAUUUAGACUCUUGUAUCCCUUUAUUUGCAUCUAUAUAUGUCGGAGCAAUUUUUAAUCCAUGGAGUGAUGAUGAUUUAAGUAAAGAUGUAGUCGAGUAUUUCGUUGAAUUAACAAAACCUAAAGUAGUUUUUGUCGAUGAAAAAUCAGCAAAGAUUAUUCUAAAAUCAAUUCCAAAUAUCACUGAUAAAUUAAAAUUCGUUGUUUAUGGAAAAAUUGAUGGUAUUGAGUCUUUUGAAGAUAUUUUAAAAGAUGUGGACUUAAAAGAAGUUGAUGAAUUUAAACCUAUGAAAAUUGAAAGUCCUGAUGUGCCUCUAACAAUUUUGUAUACAUCAGGUACAACUGGUCAAGUAAAAGGUGUGCUACAUACACAUGGAUCAUUAGGAACGAUAUUUAGUAACAAUAAUUCCAAUUUUCAUGAUCAACAUAAACAUGUUCAUACAUGGUUUUCAACAUUAACUUGGAUAUCUGCUUUUCUGAGCACAAUCAAGGGAGUAUUAUUCAAAUCAACUGCAAUUAUCCACAACUGUUCAGAUGUGGUUGAAUCAUUAAAACUAUUUGAUAAAUUUAAAAUAACAAUGUUCGUAAUGGGUACCGGUCUAGCAAAUAGAUUGUGCAAAUCAAAGUUAAAUAUGUCAAAUUAUAAUUUAUCAUCGGUUGUUCAGGGAAUAUUUGGAGGUGUUGUUAUAACAAAAAUAGUAGAAAAUUUUUUAACAAAAUUAUUUCCAAAUGCUUCUUUGGUAUCAGCUUAUGCAUGUACAGAGUUUGGUUUGAUUAGUCGAGGAAUAAUUCAUCCUGAAAAAUCAACAGCAGUUGGAAAAGUAUCUUCAGGCGUCAUGUUAAAAGUAAUUGAUCCGAAAACAAUGAGAGUUCUUGGAGCACAUGAGGAAGGUGAACUCUGUGUUAAAGGCUCUACUAUCAUGGCUGGUUACUGGAAAAAUCCUGAUGCUACAAAAAAAGCUAUAGAUCCAGAAGGUUGGUAUCACACUGGAGAUCUUGGUUAUUAUGAUGAAGAUGGAUAUAUAUGGGUUAUUGAUAGACUGUCAUUAAUGAUCAACUACAAAAAUCAUAAUAUACCAGCAACAAUUAUUGAAGAUGUUAUUCGAUCUCAUGGUUCAGUGGCUGAUGUUGGUGUUGUACAAAAGAAUCAUGAUGAAGACAUUGGGCAUGUAACUGCUUUUGUUGCCAAGUGUCCUGGUACUGAUAUAACCGAGCAAGAAAUAAUAAAACUAGUAGAAAAGGAAUUACCAGAAAAAAUGUGGCUUCGAGGUGGAGUUUAUUUUUUAGAUAAAAUGCCGUAUACAUCUUGUGGCAAAGUUUCCAAAAAAGAACUAAGUUUACUUGUGAACAAAUAAUUAUAAUUAUCAUCAGUUGUUUAAUUGUCCUUUUAUUUAAAAAAUAAAUAAAAACAUUUCUUAUCAAAUUAUCGUUAAUUUUAUCAGACAUUGAUACGAACAAUAAUAUACGUCGAAUAAUUACCAACGAAUUGUUAUUGAUAAUUAUUUUAAUAAAAAAAAAUAUUGACUUAUUUAAUCUUGACAAAACAUUAAUUUAUUUUAUCUGACAGGUAUUUUUGCAUUAGAGCCAAGUGAACGCUGGGUAUAAGUACGUUAACAUUUCUUAAUAAAGUAUUAUUCAUCUAAUUCUUUUAGCAAAUACACCUGUAUUUU